This is a messenger RNA of Suillus subalutaceus, 574 nucleotides long. RefSeq lists its product as uncharacterized. NCBI's taxonomy places the organism in Eukaryota, Fungi, Basidiomycota, Agaricomycetes, Boletales, Suillaceae. The coding region runs from base 101 to 451 and encodes 116 amino acids. The transcript has 7 exons. The record is from RefSeq and is a predicted model, not a curated record.
AGCACUGCCGAGGCUAUUUUUGUCAUUUGAUGAUCCACAACAUUGCAAUUGCCAAAUAUUGCCUCGAGGCGUUAAUGGCCUGUUACAACCGCUAUUCACAAUGACCAAACGCAAAUCAUCGAGCGACUCAACUCAACAAACCCACAAAUCUAAGGACGGUCACGGUGCCAAGAAGUUAAGGAUCUCGCGCUCCAAGGAUUCACGCAGCCGCAGCCCUCUUCCCCUGAAUGUUCAUCAUGAAGGUGCUUCAUCGACCUCGGCGGCUCCAUCUCCCAUGGAAGUGACUAAUACCCAAUCGGAACGUCGGGAUGCACAAGAGUUUGCAAUGCGCAUGCAUCCGCUUGCGGGACCUGUGAUUACUGUGCCGUCUGUUGGACCAAGGCGGAGAAGAGGAUCUUCAUGCCGUCGAGAGUUCCCAGGACACAUAUCUCGAACCCCUCAGAAUAUUUGACAAUGUUAUCAGCAAGAUCGCAGAUUUACAUCCAUAUGCAAAGAUGGCACUGGGCGUGUUGUCUUGCGCAGCCAAAAUUAUUCUAGCUCAAGCGGAUCGCGACGCAGCGGUACUCAAACUUCU